AAAAGAGAAAAUUCCCCCUAAUGAAUUCAAAUUUAAUCGUCUAUCCUAGAAAUCUCCAAGAUCAGGUCAGGCCGGCGCCAAAAGUUUGUGCUCGCUCUCUCUCUCUGCUUUUACUCCUCUGGACUGUACAUACAUUCCUCCGAUCUCAUCAAAGAACAGAAGAACGACGGAAGACCACCACCAGUGCCACCUACCCAACUGAAAUGGGCAGCUUGAAACUGUAACUUGCUGGCAGAUCUGAAGAUCGGCGAAUUGACAGCAGAAGAUGGGUAGUGGGGCCCGACUAUGCGCAUUGUUGGGGGAGUUGGGUUACCAAGGGCACGAGUUAUUGGACCCUGACAGCUUCGAAUGGCCUUUCCAAUACGACGACGUCCGACCCAUUCUCGAUUGGCUCUGCUCUAGCCUUCGCCCCUCCAACGUCCUCUCCCCCUCUGAAGUUUCCCAGUAUGAACAGUUCGUACAAGAAGGAAAGCUUUUGGAGGGGGAGGACCUAGAUUUUGCUUAUGAUAGCAUUUCAGCCUUUUCAACUAGGAGAGACAAUCAGGAAGCAGUCUUUGGAUCAGAGGAAGGACUCAAGGAAAUAAGGGACGCUACUGCAUCACUGAAGACUGAAGCUUUGGAGUUGCAAAAACAGCUCAGACGCCUUCAGUCUCAAUACGAUAUGCUGUCUGGGCAGGCAUCAGCAUUAAGUCAAGGAAGAAGGGCACGAGUUGCAGCAACAUCUGUUGUCAAUGGACAACUGACAUCUCUAGAGGAUAGUCUUUCAGCUAGGAAUUUAGAGAUGAAUGCUGUUCUCGGGAAGAUGGCCUCAACAGCUCAAGAAUUGGCUCAUUAUCAUUCAGGAGAUGAGGAUGGUAUCUACUUAGCUUACUCUGACUUUCAUCAGUAUUUGCUUGUGGAUUCUUCUUGUAUGAAGGAGCUAAACCAGUGGUUUUCAAAGCAACUGGAUACGGGUCCAUACAGGUUAGUGUCGGAGGAAGGCAAGUCUAAAUGUUCAUGGGUGAGUUUGGAUGAAAUCUCAAAUGUCUUAGUACGAGAUUUAGAAAAAUCACAUCAUCAGCGUGUUUCUGAGUUGCAACGCUUGCGCUCCAUUUUUGGAACAAGUGAAAGGCAAUGGGUAGAAGCUCAGGUUGAGUAUGCAAAACAACAAGCCAUUCUCAUGGCCCUUAAAGGGCAAGUUACAUCAGACGAAGCUCACAUUCAUCUUGAUCUUCAUUCCCUGAGGAGAAAGCAUGCUGAAUUGGUAGGAGAACUUUCAACUCUGUACCGGAAAGAGGAGAAAUUGUCAUCUGAGACUGUACCUGAUCUUUGUUGGGAGUUAGCUCAGCUUCAAGACACUUAUAUAUUGCAAGGUGAUUAUGAUUUAAAGGUCAUGCGCCAAGAAUUCUACAUAAAUCGACAAAAAACGUUCAUAAAUUAUUUAGUCAAUCAGCUAGCAAGACAUCAGUUCCUAAAAGUAGCGUGUCAACUGGAGAAGAAGACCAUGCUUGGUGCAUAUUCAUUACUCAAAGUUGUUGAGUCAGAACUGCAGGGAUACCUUUCUGCAGCCAAAGGACGAGUGGGUCGUUGUAUGGCAUUAAUUCAAGCUUCAUCAGAGGUACAAGAACAAGGAGCUGUGGAUGAUCGAGAUACUUUUUUGCAUGGUGUCAGAGACCUUUUAAGUAUCUACUCAAAUGCUCAAGCUGGUUUAUCAACAUAUGUCUCGGCACCAGGCAUUGUUCAGCAAAUAUCGAGCCUUCAAUCAGAUCUGAUGAGCCUGCAAUCUGAGUUGGAGCAUGCCCUCCCAGAUGACCGAAAUAGGUGUAUCAAUGAGCUGUGCACUCUUGUCCAAAGCUUGCAGCAAUUAUUAUUUGCAUCUUCUACAACUGCCCAACCAAUAUUGACACCUCGGACAUUAAUGAAGGAGCUUGAUGAAAUGGAAAAGGCAAAUGCAGAGCUUGCAGCUGCUGUUGAAGAAGUAUCAUUAGAGCAUAACAAGAAGAAGGAGAUUGUAAAACAUCAUUCACAAGAGCUGGCGCUCCAGAGGCGUGUAUUUGUAGAUUUCUUCUGCAACCCUGACCGUUUGAGGAGCCAAGUCAGAGAGCUGACGGCAAGAGUCAGGGCUCUGCAAGCAUCAUAAUUUCCAGUUUAUAGUGUUGUUUGUAAUUGCCUAUAGACGGUUCUGUGUUAUCAUCGCCAAUACAUAGAAUUGAUUGUCCAAGUUUGUCCAUCGCUUCAUCGGGAAGUAGAAGAUGGGUUUUGGUCUAUUAUCAGCGUUCUUUUUUGUUCUUGGCAUAGAAACAAGCUGUACAGGCUUCAUUGUAUACAUGACAAUGGCAAAGAUAAGCUCUGUGCUUUUGCGUUUCAGCCCCCA
Molecule: messenger RNA, 2353 nt
Organism: Coffea eugenioides
Lineage: Eukaryota; Viridiplantae; Streptophyta; Magnoliopsida; Gentianales; Rubiaceae
Product: AUGMIN subunit 3
Exons: 18
Coding region: 266-2119 (617 amino acids)
Biological process (GO): spindle assembly; centrosome cycle
Cellular component (GO): centrosome; mitotic spindle; HAUS complex
Source: RefSeq, a predicted model, not a curated record